Messenger RNA from Chrysoperla carnea, 2314 nucleotides. RefSeq names its product phenoloxidase 1-like. The record is from RefSeq and is a predicted model, not a curated record. The transcript is spliced from 7 exons. Gene Ontology annotation, molecular function: oxidoreductase activity. NCBI's taxonomy places the organism in Eukaryota, Metazoa, Arthropoda, Insecta, Neuroptera, Chrysopidae. The coding region runs from base 145 to 2220 and encodes 691 amino acids.
GUAUUUUUUGUAAGUAUAAAAAGAAAACAGAUUUUUUGGAGUUCAUCAGUAGUUCAUCAGAUCUACUAUCCAGUCUUUCGUUGAAGUCAUCAUCGUUGUUCGUUGUUUAAUUUUUCACCUAAACAUCCUCAACAGUUUACCAAAAUGAGUGCCAAUUCUAAAAUCGAAAAUUUGAAGUUACUUAUGGAACGGCCCACCGAGCCGGUGUUCGUUCCAAAAGGUAACCGAAAAGCAUCUUUUGAAGUGCCCGAUAAUUAUUUAACAAAUCGUUAUAAACCAUUGGGUGUAUCAUUAACCAGUCGAUUUGGAGAUGAAGCUAAUGAAAAAAUUACAGUGAGAAAAAUUAAAUUACCGAACACAGCCCGAUUGGAAGGAUUGGGUCGACGUGAACCAUUUUCAUUAUUCAUUCCUGAACAUCGUGAAUUAGCAGCAUUAUGUAUUGAUAUUAUGAUGGGCAUGAAAGAUUUGGACGAUUUAACAUCAUUGUGCUGUUAUAUUCGGGAUCGAAUUAAUCCAUUCUUGUUUAAUUAUGCAAUUAGUGUUGCUAUGUUACAUCGUCCAGAUACACAAGGAACUGACUUACCAAAUUUUGCUUCUACUUUCCCGGAAAAAUAUUUGGAUGGUGCAGUAUUUGCACGAGCUCGUGAAGAAGUUACCAUCGUUCAAGAUGGAGCAAGGGAGGCAAUUGAACUUCCUCGUGAUUACACAGCAAGUGAUUUAGAACCUGAAAAUCGUCUAUCUUACUUCCGAGAAGAUUUGGGUAUUAAUUUACAUCAUUGGCAUUGGCAUUUAGUGUACCCAUUCGAAGGACGACGUGAUAUCGUCGCUAAAGACAGACGUGGUGAACUCUUUUAUUACAUGCAUCAACAAAUCAUUGCUAGAUAUAACGCUGAACGAUUAUGCAACAAAUUAGCGCGAGUUGAACGUUUUGUAGAUUUGAAACAACCAAUAAAGGAAGCUUAUUUCCCAAAGUUAGAUAGUUUAGUCGCAAGUCGAGCAUGGCCAGCACGUAGUGCAAAUACCACAUUACAAAAUUUAAAUCGUCCCGCAAAUCGAUUGAAGCAAGAUGUUGAUGAUUUAAAACGUUGGAGUGAUCGAAUUCAUGAGGCUAUUAACUCUGGUUUCGUUCGUUUGGAAAAUGGUAGUCAAAUGGAGUUAACUGAAGUCGAUGGAGUUGACCAAGGUAUCGACAUGCUUGGUAACAUGAUUGAAGCCAGUCCUGUCCUCUCACCAAAUAUACCUUAUUAUGGAAAUAUGCAUAAUAUGGGACACUUAUUCAUCGCUUACAGUCAUGACCCUGAUCAUAGAUAUUUGGAAAAUUUCGGUGUUAUGGGUGAUUCAGCUACAGCUAUGCGUGAUCCAAUAUUUUACCGUUGGCAUGCAUUUAUUGAUGAUAUUUUCCAAAAAUAUAAAUCCACAAUACCCCGGUAUACAGUUCAACAAUUGGAAUACCAACCAGUUACUAUUUCUGGAGUGAGUACCGAAACAUCUGGUGGACCAAGCAACGUCUUACAAACAUUCUGGCAACAAAGUGAUGUAGAUUUGUCCCGUGGUAUGGACUUUGCUCCACGAGGAACAGUUAAUGCACGAUUUACACAUUUGCAACAUUCUGAUUUCUCUGUCAGAAUCCAAGCAAAUAACUCUUCGGGACAACAAGUACGAGGUACUUGUCGUAUAUUCUUGGCACCCACAAAUGAUGAACGUGGUGUUCCAAUUCCAUUCACUGACCAUCGUAAAAUGUUCAUUGAACUCGAUAGAUUUAUUGUCACAUUGGAUCCAGGAAGUAAUGAAAUCAUUCGUCAAUCAACUGAAUCAUCUGUAACAAUACCAUUUGAACGAACAUUCCGUAACUUGGAUCUAAAUCGUCCAGUUGGUGGCGAAGAAUUAGCUCAAUUCAAUUUCUGUGGCUGUGGAUGGCCUCAACAUAUGUUAAUUCCAAAAGGUUCACCAGAAGGAUUCCCAUGCACCUUAUUUGUUAUGAUUUCGAAUAUUGCUAACGAUUUAGUUGAUCAAGAUAUAUCAGGAACAUGUAAUGAUUCCUCGAGUUAUUGUGGUAUUAAAGAUCGAUUGUAUCCAGAUCGUCGUUCAAUGGGAUACCCAUUCGAUCGUGAACCUCGUAAUGGUGUGAAUACUUUACGUGAAUUCCUUACUCCAAAUAUGGCAACACAAAAUGUACAAAUUCGUUUCACCGAUCGUACAGUGGUUCGAGGGGCACGAUGAAACUUUUGCUUUCACAAUGCUCUCUUGAAAAUAUGUGGACAACGAUGAUGACUUCGCUAUCGAUUAUUGGAAAAUUUUAUAAAUUGUUUAAAUA